Messenger RNA from Rosa rugosa (rugosa rose), 2489 nucleotides. RefSeq names its product polyadenylate-binding protein-interacting protein 3-like. Gene Ontology annotation, biological process: cytoplasmic stress granule assembly. Gene Ontology annotation, molecular function: RNA binding. The record is from RefSeq and is a predicted model, not a curated record. Gene Ontology annotation, cellular component: cytoplasmic stress granule. The coding region runs from base 295 to 2169 and encodes 624 amino acids. The transcript has 15 exons. Lineage: Eukaryota; Viridiplantae; Streptophyta; Magnoliopsida; Rosales; Rosaceae.
CACAUCUUCAAAAUCUCAAAACUCUUUUUCCUCCUUCCUCCGUUUUGCUCCGAUCACACCCUCUCCUCCCUUCCCUCCCUCUAUUCUCUCUUUCUCUCUCCUUUUCCUCGUGAUUCGCGCCUCUGGGUUUCCAGCUCCGCUCUUCUGCCCCCCCCAAACGAAACCCUAAUUCGAACCCCCAACCCUAAUCUGCAGUGACUCCAAUCCCCUAGCUUCUCCCACCAACUCGGAAGCAGCCUCGGAGUUAUUAUAGGCUUUCAUUAAGCUUAUUAAGGUUAGAGGUUGCUACCGAGGAUGAAUAUGCAACCAGCUGUCCAUUCUAAAUCAUCUGCUAAUGGUUUUGGUCGUCGAAGAAGUGAAAGAGAAGGGGGUGCUAGGGUCGAGAAUAAGUCGCAGUCGGGGAAGGCAAACCAUAGCAAAUCAAGCAGCAAAGCUGGUAACUAUGAGAGUCCUUCGCGUGAUCGCGUAGUAUUUUUAACUACAUGUCUUAUUGGACAUCAUGUGGAGGCUCAGGUGAAAAAUGGAUCCAUAUACACCGGAAUAUUUCAUGCAACGAAUGCUGAUAAAGAUUUUGGAAUCAUAUUGAAAAUGGCUCGCAUGAUAAAGGAUGGUUCCUUACGAGGGCAGAAGUCUAUGUCAGAUUCAGUUAGCAAGGCUCCUUUAAAGACAUUAAUUAUACCUUCCAAAGAACUUGUGCAAGUGAUAGCAAAGGAUGUCUCAAUAAGUAGAGAGGGAUUGUUGAGUGAGGUCCAGCAUGAAAAACAUCAGGAGCUUAUGCUAGAUUCCUCCAUAUCACAAUCCCGCCGUGGUGAGAUGGAGAGAGAGCUGGAGCCGUGGAUCCCUGAUGAAGAUGAUCCACGUCCUGAGUUGGAAAAUAUAUUUGAUGGACAUUGGAAUAGGAACUGGGAUCAAUUUGAAACAAAUGAAGCAUUAUUUGGGGUAAAAAGCACAUUUGAUGAGGAACUUUACACAACAAAGCUUGAGAAAGGUCCUAAAAUGAGAGAGUUGGAAAGGGAAGCUUUACGAAUAGCAAGAGAAAUUGAGGGUGAGGAUACCCAGGAUCUGCAUGCCGCAGAGGAAAGAGGCAUGCAGCCGUAUGAAAAUUUUGAUAUUGAUGAGGAGACCAGAUACUCCUCUGUUUAUCGGGGUGAGGUAGUUGAUGAUAGUGGAUACAAUGAAGAUGAGGAUAUUUUAUUGGAUUCACGUAAUACUGAGACCUUUGGAGGUUCUCCUGGUUCUGAGCAAAAGAGUUCAAUCGAUUGGACCAGUGGAAAAGGCAACCAUGGAGUUCAGGUGCCUUCAAGCUCUUCAUCUGUGGAUUACACACACUAUUCUGAAUCAAAUGUCGCCCCAGAGUUAUAUCGUUCUGGAUCUUAUGACCAUGCUAGGCAGCUGGCAUCAGAACCACCUAAUAAAAGUUUUGCCAGUACAGCCGGUGAAAGCAGUGAACAUGUAGAUACCGACAGUGCUACUGACUCUGUAGAAAAGCAUAUGCUGGCCGGGGACAGUCAAACGUCAAAACCAGAUGAUUCAGAGAAGACAAAAAAUGCAUUUGAUACAGAUGUGCUAUCCUCGAAUGCCACCUCUUAUGCUCCACCUCCUGUUUCAUCAAAAGGUCAGGAGAAGAUGAGUUCUAGUGAACUGGAGGGUCCAGUGACGGGUAAAGCACAUGCACAGACACACACAGUAAAUACUCAUGGACGACCUGGUAGUUCUGCAUCUUCCAAUUCAGAAUGUGCAGGUGCUGUGUCUGCUUCUGGUGGCCGUGGUUUAUCACCAAGCUCAUCGCUUGGUUCCUUGUCCUCUGAAAAGUCGACAUUGAAUCCCAAUGCUAAGGAAUUCAAAUUCAACCCACAUGCAAAGAGUUUCGUUCCAUCUCAAACCCCUGUUAGGCCUCCUUCCCCAGUGUCGGAUGGUUCCUUCUAUUAUCCAACUAACAUGCCUGCUGUACCACAUAUGCCUGGCAUGCCUGUUGGCAUUGGAGGACACUCUUUUGCACACCAACCUGUUAUGUUUAAUCCACAGGUGGGGCAGAUGCAAGCACCCCAAGCAUAUUAUCAUCCCAAUGGGCCUCAGUAUGGACAACAGAUGCUUCUUGGACACCCUAGACAAGUUGUAUACAUGCCGAACUACCAACCUGAAAUGCCAUAUAAAGGACGAGAUUAUUAACCAUUUAUUUGGAUGAAUGCAUUCUGGCUGUUCCGGUCUGCACCUAAAGAAUAAUUCCUCGAAGACUUGGAUUAAUUUUUCACGGAAGAGAGCCCUUGAGUCCAAAAGAUGCUACAUAUUUUAUGAACCUUUGUGUGCCAGGGAAGUUUUCUCCUUCCCGGAUAUACCUUCGUGACCUAUGCAUUAACCUGUACCUUAACCCGCACUGAUGACUCUGGAUUUCCCAAUUUCAUAUAGCAUGUUGCCAGUGUUCUUUUUCCUUUAUGCAAACAGUUAUAUUUCAAGGAGUUCUUUGUUUGGGUUAAUGUACUAUUAAUUCA